AUGGUGGCCCGGAUGACGGGGUUCAUCCGGACGGUGGAGGAGAUGCCCGCAGCGGUCAGGAGCUGGCCGCUGCAUUUGAAGCACAACACGCCGCUGGACAUGGCCGCGGUACUGGCGAUGCCCACGCACCGGGCACGGACGAAGCGCUUCCUGCUGCGCGUGCAGCCCUUUCUCGACACGCGCUUCUUCGACGGGCUGCGCACGUCGCGCACGGUGAAGCCAUGCGCGCUGACGGCGGCGGAGGUGGCGCGCGCGGUGGAGAUGGGCAAGUUCGAGCCCGUCCCCGCCGGUGUGCUGGGGCCCGGCUGCGUGCAGCUGCCGGACGGCGUGCACGGGGUCAACGUGUUCACGGUGCCGGAGCUGAAGGGCCGUCGGCGGCUCAUCACGGAGCCGCUGCUGAACCGGGUGAUCCCGAAGCACCAGGUGCCGCGCGUGCACUACGACACGCGGCUCGGCCGCCGGCAGAGGUUGCGCAGCGCCCGCUACAUGCUGCAGAUAGACUUCGAGGCCUAUUACGACGCUAUCCCGAUUGCGGAGACGCUGCGUAACAGGUUCGUCUUUCGUGCGAAGCAUGACGGGCGCUACUACCGGCUGCGGACGCUGCCGACUGGUGCGCGGUGGAGUGUUGCGGUGGGGCAGGCAGUGACGUGGGUGAUCGUGGACAUCGACACGCCCGUCACGAUCAGCACCCUCAUCGACAACAUCCUGGUUGCCGCCCGCGAGGGCGAGGAGGCGGAGUUCGUGCGCGCGGUGCGCAGCAUUGUGGCGCGCAUCAAGGCGGCGAACCUGAUGACGUCGCCGAACCGCGACGAGCUGGAGGCGAUGUCGGACGCGGAGCUGCUGGCGCUGGCCAGCGAGAACACGGUGUUCCUCGGCGAGGAGUACACGUGGAACGGCCGCGAGCGGCUGGUGCGCAACUCGGUGAAGACGGUGGCGAAGCUGCAGCUGGCGCUGCGGAAGCCCCGGCACACGAUCCGCAGCCUCGCGUCGCUCAUCUCGCUGAUCUUCUUUGCGCUGCACACGACGCAGCUGAACCCCGCGCGCGCCUUCAAGCUGCUGAGGGCGUACCGGGGGAUCUACCGGCUGACCUUCCGUGGGUUCGGCUGGGACGCCGCGGUGCCGUACCUGGACGCGGCCGUGGCACGCUCGCUGCAGGAGAUUGGCGGCGAGCUGGCGCGCAACGCGUGGAGCACCAUCUCCGACGAGCGCCACCCCACGCUGGACGAGGGCGACUACGACGCCGUGGUGUUCACGGACGCGUCGCUGGAGGGCUGGGGUGCGGUGCUGCACCUGCGCGAGAACCCGGCGGAGACGUGGACGUACCGCCAGCGGUGGACCGAGGACCUGGAGCGCGCGUUCGCACAGGCCGACGGCGACGACAGUGCGGCGGUGCGCCGCGCACUGGAGGCGAUGUACGCGGGCGGCGAUUGUAGUCGCGCGAAUGUCUGCGCCUUCGGCCGUCAAGUCUCUGCGGCCGCUACAUGUCGCUCCCACUGCACGAUGCUGACUCACUCUCUCCGCUCCUGCCUCACUCCUCUCUUCUUACUCACUGCAUAG
Leptomonas pyrrhocoris is the source of this 1557-nucleotide messenger RNA. RefSeq names its product TATE DNA Transposon. The record is from RefSeq and is a predicted model, not a curated record. The coding region runs from base 1 to 1557 and encodes 518 amino acids. The transcript has a single exon. Lineage: Eukaryota; Euglenozoa; Kinetoplastea; Trypanosomatida; Trypanosomatidae.